GACAUGUCUCCUCAUUUUGUAUUGCGAUAAAAUUUAUCUGCCAGUGCUCGGUUACGCGGGAAGGAAGACAAACCAGAUUUUUAUGGCCAUUGGUUACUGCUGGGCUCACUCCAUAUACUGAGAAACCAGAAGCCAUAUCGGAUGAACUGCGCAAUGAGCACGUUUGACUUGAUUUCUUCAGUACCAUACCUGCUACCAACGCUACCCUGUGCUUCCUCUUCUCCCUGUGCUUCUACUUCGAUGACGGCCAAGCAAAUAUUCUCUCCUGACGACUCUACGCUCCAGUGCAUGUGUGAGCUGCCGCAUGACGAUGGGUUCAGGUUUACCAUACAAGAGCUAAGUGCCGGAGAUGAGAUAGUGCUUGGAUGGGAAUGGGACGAUGCCCAUCCCAUACAUGGUGGUGAGGAAGGGAAGGUCGAAGCUGUCGACGCCUUGGAGGGAGCUUUCAUGACUUGCGCAUGCGACGGCAGGAUGGGUUGUGCACUCGAGGUGAUGCACAGAGGGGAUUGGAAGGCUGGCAACCUAGAUCCGCUGGUCGGGAAGCAGAGCAAGGGAGAGAGGUGGCGCCAAGAUUGUACCAGGAAAAGGAAAGCACAAGCGAAAGGAAGUGAAGAAGUCUUGCCGGUGGAGAAAAGAACGGAACAAGGAGUACCACCCAGGAUGAGGAAAGGCCAAGCAUGAAUGCCAACGUCGCCAUUACCCUUCAGCCCAACAGAUGCAUUUGCAAAACUUUCGUUAAUAUCCUCGAUUCUCAAGGCGGAGAAUCCAACUGAUCCACGAUUCUCUGCUGGCUUCACUAGUACCGCAAGCGCUCUCGAGGAGGAGACAAAAACAACCUAGUUCAACGCUGGAUGCACUGGGUGCAGAGCCAUUCGAGAACACGUCCAUUGAUUCUCCAUUGACGGCAACCAGUUCGUCAGAAGUGCCUAUGUGAUACACCUUGGCGACGUCCCUCCUUUCUACCACAAAAAUCGCCCUCGACGCCACUUAUUCAAUCCUCCGAGGGUCGACACGCGUCGAGG
Messenger RNA from Desarmillaria tabescens, 1022 nucleotides. RefSeq lists its product as uncharacterized. The coding region runs from base 142 to 681 and encodes 179 amino acids. The transcript is spliced from 3 exons. NCBI's taxonomy places the organism in Eukaryota, Fungi, Basidiomycota, Agaricomycetes, Agaricales, Physalacriaceae. The record is from RefSeq and is a predicted model, not a curated record.